GUUUGAAUUGCUUAAUUUCUAUAUAAUUUCACCACAAGAGCCAAUUCAUGCAAGAGUAUCCAGUUACAGGACUGCCAAGGCUAUGAGAGAACGCGACCCGCACAGCCUCAGUGGACACGUACUGUAUGUAGGGUUGUUCAGACAUCCAGGAAUGCUGCACAGGGCUAAAUACAGCCGAUUCAGGAAUGAUUCGAUAACAUCACUAGAAGAAAGUACACAAAAUACGUCUUUAAAUAUCAAAGGAUCUUCCUCCUCUUCCCAUUGCUCAACGCCUAACUUACUGACUGAAGAUGUCUCCCUGGGGAGCCAGGACACCUGCACCACCCUGUGUGCUUUGAUUCCCCGCAUGGCUAACAUUAAACUCGCCAACCCAUCCAGCCUGCCGGGGCUGAAAAGCUUCUGUUUGGGAACAAAAGAGGUGCCAAGAAUUAAACUCACAGAGUGCGUCACCAUCCCAAGCAGCCCGACCUCACCUGAGAUCAGCUGCCUCUCUGCAUCCUACCCGCAGCCUGAGCCAGACAAGCUGCUCCUUGGCAUCAAGGGCGCAGGUGCCGGCGCCGCGUGGGGCUCCGAGGAGGCUGCUCCCGCAGGCAGCCGGGACAGGAGCCUCGUGCAGAGCACUGAAAACAUCGCUGAGACGGGCACGACCUACUGCGUGCGGUACAUGGGCUGUAUCGAAGUACUGCAGUCAAUGAGGUCCCUGGACUUCAGCACGCGAACGCAAGUCACCAGGGAAGCAAUAAGCCGGCUGUGUGAGGCUGUAUCGGGUACAAAUGGAGCUAUAAAAAAGCGGAAGCCUCCAGUAAAGUUCCUGUCCUCUGUGCUUGGCAAAAGUAACCUUCAGUUUUCUGGCAUGAAUAUAAAGCUGACCAUUUCAACAAGCAGCCUCACUUUGGUUAAUGCUGACACGCAGCAGAUUAUUGCCAACCAUCACAUGCAGUCCAUCUCAUUUGCUUCUGGAGGUGACCCAGAUACAACAGACUACGUUGCAUAUGUAGCAAAAGAUCCUGUUAAUCAGAGAGCAUGUCACAUACUGGAAUGUCCCGAUGGGAUGGCGCAGGAGGUGAUAAAUACCAUAGGGCAGGCUUUCGAGCUGCGGUUCAAGCAGUACCUGAAGAAUCCAUCUAGCCUGGUUACUUCUAAUGACAGUGAGGCAGUGACUGAUAGAUCAUCUGGGAAUACACAGGAGAGGGAGGAUCAUGAAUAUUACAAUGAAAUUCCAGAGGACAUGCGAGUGAAAGUGCAAACAGGCCAAAGGGCUAAUUGCCCCAUGCAGUGCAAAAAGCAGUAUUGCUUGACAGGCAGCCCAACGUUCAUCAAUAUAUACGAAAACUGCCCAGAAGAAAACAAGGCUGUGGGUAAUGGGGGUGAAAGAGCACAGAAGACAAAAAAAGAUGCAGCACUGUUGAAGCCUGCCUACAGGACAGAUCUUUUUGAUGAUCCCUGUUACAUCAACACACAGACCCCGCCGCCCGCAGUGUGCACGGCCCGCGGCACAGCCACGGCCCAGGCCCAUGGGAGUCCGCUGCACCACGCGAAAUUACCGGAAGCUGUUCAGCAGAGUGCUGCAAGCAACACAGCUGGUCUCCCUAUUAUGCCACAAAUAAAACAACAGCUAAAGAAUGAAGAUUGUUACCAUGGCAAAUUAAACAGGAAAGCUGCAGAGAGCCUCCUAGUGAACGACGGGGACUUUUUGGUGCGGGAGAGCACAACGUCACCUGGGCAGUACGUCCUCAGUGGACUGCAGGGAGGCCAGGCAAAGCAUCUCCUGUUGGUGGACCCCGAGGGCAAGGUAAGAACCAAAGACCGUAUAUUUGAUAGUGUGGGUCACCUUAUUCAGUAUCACAUGGAAAACAAUUUGCCAAUCAUCUCUUCUGGAAGUGAAGUGAGCUUGAAACAGCCUGUGAGGAAGGACAGUAAUAUGGGACACAUGCAUUACCACAAAUAAUCACUUGGAUCUCACAAAUCCCGAGACAAUUCAUUUCAGAAACUUCAUUGACUGUUAUGAAACUUUAUAUUAUUAAGCCAGUUCAAAAAAAGUAUAGACUGCACUUUCUGCUGCUGUUCCAGACGACUUCUUUUUGUGUGUGUAUGUAUGGAUAUAUGUAUAUGUGUAGAUCUAUGUAGAUCUAUAGAGAUCAAUAUGCAUAGUUAUAUAUAUAAUCUUAAUCUUAACAAAAUUAUACCUUCAGAGUGUGAGGUUCAUUUGUGAAGAGGUAUUUUAGACAUGCACAAAUGUCACUUUCAAGGUCAUACUGAAUCAGUAACUAUUUAAAAGCACAAUUAAAACUUUACAUGCAAAAGCUCACUUGAAUGAACUGCUGGAACAUUAGUAUGUGCCUUUUAGAACAGAAUUAUUGGAAACCAAUAUUAUUUAUACUGAAUUAGCUUUGGGUGGUUAAACGAACAAGUCUAAGGUUUUAACUAUUUGCCAAAACAAAUACAAUUUGAAUAUUACUAAAAUGUCAUUUGCUUUCGAUAGACACUAAUGAUUUCAUUUUGCUUGUAACAGCACUUUACUAGCAAGUAGUGUUUGAAAAUCAUAGCAUUCGCAAUAGAGAAAUGUUGGCUGGUUUCUUAAUC
This is a messenger RNA of Tinamus guttatus (white-throated tinamou), 2583 nucleotides long. It is a transcript of the gene SHC4, whose product is annotated as SHC adaptor protein 4. Lineage: Eukaryota; Metazoa; Chordata; Aves; Tinamiformes; Tinamidae. Gene Ontology annotation, cellular component: plasma membrane. Gene Ontology annotation, biological process: cell surface receptor protein tyrosine kinase signaling pathway; intracellular signal transduction. Gene Ontology annotation, molecular function: receptor tyrosine kinase binding. The record is from RefSeq and is a predicted model, not a curated record.